Protopolystoma xenopodis is the source of this 273-nucleotide messenger RNA. NCBI's taxonomy places the organism in Eukaryota, Metazoa, Platyhelminthes, Monogenea, Polystomatidea, Polystomatidae. The record is from the annotation of a GenBank genome assembly.
AUGGACCAACUAGUGCCUCGCCAAAGCAAUUUGGAGGUACAACGAGCUGUUCCUCAUGUUUCUGAAACAGAUGAUUCUUCUGCCACGCUAGAUCGCCAAUGGCGCUCAGUCGAAUAUCGCCUAAAACAGUCUGAUAAUGACUUAAAUCGGAUGCGUCGCUUCUGCCAGGCCAUGCAGCGUCAAGUGGAUCUUGGCCUUCGAUAUAAGGCUGAUGUAGAUCGACUCACUCUUGAAAGCCGGGUGAUGCAAGUUAGUUACUUUCAAAUCGUGUAA